Messenger RNA from Leguminivora glycinivorella, 1185 nucleotides. RefSeq names its product cleavage and polyadenylation specificity factor subunit 5 (gene Cpsf5). Lineage: Eukaryota; Metazoa; Arthropoda; Insecta; Lepidoptera; Tortricidae. Gene Ontology annotation, cellular component: mRNA cleavage factor complex. Gene Ontology annotation, molecular function: mRNA binding. The record is from RefSeq and is a predicted model, not a curated record.
GUUUGGUUUUACACGCUACUGACGCUAUAAUUUCCUAGAUUUGCUAAGUACCGUUAACUAUUUAGCGAUUUUAGCGUCAAUAUUCAAUUACUAUAAGCUGUUUUAUAUUUCUAGUCAGUGUACCAUAAUUCAUUAUCGAGAGUGAUUUAAAACCUCGAAAUGUCAGCAGUACAAGGAGCACCAGGAAACAAACCUUGGCCGGUUAGACCUGGCGUACAACACCAGAACAGCCAGAAUAACAACAAUUUGACGCUAAACAGGACGAUAAACCUGUACCCGCUGACUAAUUACACAUUUGGCACGAAGGAGCCAUUGUUUGAGAGGGACGCUUCGGUGCCGGCUAGAUUUCAACGCAUGAGGGAGGAAUUUGUAAAGAUUGGCAUGAGAAGGUCUGUGGAAGGUGUCUUAUUAGUGCAUGAACAUGGUCUGCCACAUGUUCUGCUGCUGCAGUUAGGAACUGCCUUCUUCAAGCUGCCGGGCGGAGAACUCAACCCUGGAGAGGAUGAAAUUGAGGGACUGAAAAGGUUACUAACAGAGACACUCGGCAGGCAAGACGGAGUCAAGCAAGAGUGGCUUAUUGAAGAUACCAUUGGCAACUGGUGGCGACCGAACUUCGAGCCCCCGCAGUACCCAUACGUGCCUCCCCACAUCACGAAGCCUAAGGAGCACAAACGCCUCUUCCUCGUCCAACUCCAGGACCGGGCCCUCUUCGCCGUCCCCAAGAACUACAAGCUGGUGGCCGCUCCACUCUUCGAGCUGUAUGACAACGCUCAGGGCUACGGACCUAUCAUCUCAUCGCUCUCGCAGAGUCUGUGCAGAUUUAACUUCAUUUAUAUGUAAAAGUGAUUACAAAAGUCCUUAAGAACUAAAAGCUACUCUAUGAACUUUUUGACAAUGCUUGGGGCCACAGACUUAUAGACUCUUCACUGUCACAGAGUCUGUGGAGAUUUAACUUUACAAAUUUAAAUGUGUGUGGGAAUGACUAUUUGUAGUUCUUAUAUCGAAUUGGCAUGAUAUGUACGAGUUGUUCAUAUAAUAAGUUUCUGAAUAUAGCUUAUACACAGUGCUCGUGAGCAUUGCGAAAGAUUUUAACAGUACAUUCCUGAUCCCAUUUUGAGACUAAAAUGUCAUACAUACUUUUCUGGAUUUCGCCUAGUUUCAGAGUUAUUACCAAUUGAAAAAAAA